CAAAACCAAACUAUCAACUAUCAACUCAUCAACAAAGAAAACAUGGCAUCAAGUUCAGAAGAAUCGAUUUACAAACUAGCCAACACACUAAAACAAACACGACAACUAAACUUUACCAUCAGCACCUCAUUACCAUCUUCAGUUUUAUCAACCAAAGAUGAAUUUGAAGAAACCUAUCUAAGGGAAGCCAAACAAAAUGAAAUUUGUUUAUUUCAAUUAGAUGAUCAUCAACCAGCAGGGUAUCGAAUGAUUUUAGAUUCUACGGUUCAAGAAUUAGCAAAUGUUUCGAAAACAGUCAAUCUUGGAAAAUCUAAACAACAAAGAGAAACCGGUGAUGUGGUGGCUACUAGAAGUUCAUUGAUGGCUAUUCAGACUUUACUUUCGAUUUAGUUAGUUUAUCAUCACUUUAUCUUUAUUUUUAUCUUCUUCUACUGAAUCACAUCUACACGUUAUUUUGCAAUUUCUUUCAUAAUAUUAGUCCUAUGCCUAGACUAGACGAUCAUGUUAAUGCUCUUAUCAGACAACUCAAUACGUUGGAAUCGUCUAUUGCUGGCUUACAAGAGCAACUCAAGCUUCCACGCACAGCUCCAUUACCUACAAAACCACGUGUCAAGACCAAACCGAAGCCUUCAGCGAGCAUCAAAGAGGCGAUCCAAAGAGAAUCACUCGAAAUAUUGGCCUUGACCGAUUUGAGAGAUGAACAACGAGCCAAGUCUCGUCAAUUAGCAGAACAACUGGCUCAAAUGGAACCGAUCUCGACUU
Molecule: messenger RNA, 762 nt
Organism: Melampsora larici-populina 98AG31
Lineage: Eukaryota; Fungi; Basidiomycota; Pucciniomycetes; Pucciniales; Melampsoraceae
Exons: 3
Coding region: 43-390 (115 amino acids)
Source: RefSeq, a predicted model, not a curated record